Messenger RNA from Gasterosteus aculeatus aculeatus (three-spined stickleback), 2734 nucleotides. The record is from RefSeq and is a predicted model, not a curated record. Lineage: Eukaryota; Metazoa; Chordata; Actinopteri; Perciformes; Gasterosteidae.
CGUCAUUGAGCUCAGAGGAAAGCCCGCAGAUCACCGUGAGAGCGCGCAGGGAUUCAUCCAGCGUCCGCGGCUCCAUGUCCAGCAGCUACUCGACCCGCAGACCUCAGGGUCUCAUUUUUACACAGCCAAAGUGAGAUUUCACACAUGAAUAAUUCAUCCCCACUUCCUUUCACCUCGUGCAUCACAUCCACACUGCUGCGCAGCUGAGUCACAAAGCGAGGAGAAAGCUCUUCUUGACCUUUCACCCUCCCGGCUGUGAGAACAGAAGCUUCUGCAGCAGACUGAGGAAUCCAAACCUGCGGCUCAACCCAGCCUCUUGGGGAGAGCGCUGUGGCCUCACUCUCACUGUGAGGAAGCUGGGCCUCGACCCGCUGCCCCCCCCCCCACCCGGAGAGGAGCAGCUCGUCCCACAGAGGCCUGGUCUUCAUCCCACCGCGUUUGUAGAGUUUUAUCUGUGGAAAUACCGCUUGAGAAUGAAGGUAGUAUUCAUCACGUGGGGUGUGGUGGGUGCUGUGUUUAUACUGUGUCCUGGUAACAUGAAGGAGGUUAAAUUAUUAAUAUCACAUUAUCAACGGGAAACUUCCAGCAGUAAAAUCUGAAAUAAUAUAAUACAAACAAUAUAUUUAAAAGAAAAAUAAGGAAAUUAAGUACAACUGGCUGGAAAUUGUACUUAAGUAAAAAACGAUGUCAGACCACCUCUGGCUGGGAGAAGAGACGCUUCUGCAUCGCUCGAUCUGCCGCCAUCUUUAUUCUUGGGUGAAAGUGUCACAGGAUUCCACGGGUCACAGAUUUGGGUGUUACACCUGUACAGUAAAGCUAAACUACCAUCGGUGUCCUCACUACUGUGUUUUUUUAUUUGACGUCGAGGACAGACCGGUGCAGGGCAAUGGAAAGGAAUGACUGCCACCGUAAAGCGGGUCGAGCCGAGUGGUUCUUCAUCAGAGCCAAAGUGGCGCUGGCCCUGGUCGUCAUAAAGAACCGCCCCCCGGGGUCGAACGGCAGAGAGCAUGCCGAGGAUUUGUCCCGCAGGUUGAAGGCCCGCGAUGGCAGCUGGCGGCAAGUCGCCCGGGGGUUGCAGCAGGAGGUGCUGAGGCUGCAGCAGGAGUUACUGCUGUCCAGAGUGACGUCACGCCUGCAGAGCGGUGCCCGGGCAGCAGACCUUCCAGAUGGUGACGACACCUCAGACGACGCUUCCCAGGACCUGUUCGCGCCGGGAGGUGAAUCUCACGGCGGCGACUCGCCACCAGGCAGCGGCUCGGAGACUCCUACCCUCCUCCCGCCUGCCUUCGCCCCUCCUCGGCCUCCGCUUCCCUCUGGCCUUCCCCUAAGACCCUGCGGGGAACCCUCGGUUCCUCACGCGCGCUUCCUCCAGUCGCUGUGCUCCCUGCACCGGGUGGACGACGGCAGCCGCGGCCUGGAGUCGCUGUGGUUCGGCCCGGUGGGGGCCUCGAGCUCCGUGCUGCCCGACUCCGUGUGCCAGCUCCUGGACUCUGUGAUGGCGUUAUGCAGGGCGCCCCCGCCGCUGGGGCUGGGCGACGGGGUCCUGCAGGCCUGUCGGGUGGCGGCCCGAGCGACGGACCUCUUCUGCUCCCAGAGGCGGCCGUCCCUGGAGUUCACAAGGAGGGUGGAGGAGUCGCUGGCGGAGCUGAUGGCGCUGCUGCUGCACAGCAGUCAGCUCAGCGGGCUCGGGUACGCAGAGAAGCUGGUGGAGUAUCUGGUCGCUCUGGGAGGCAGCAACACGUCCAAGUCCUUCGUCAUUCGUCACCUCCUCUCACUACUCUGCUCACUGGCCAAUCAGCUGUGGCACAUCUUCCAGGGGCAGGAGGCCUCGGCGCCGGACGCGUUCCCUGUGGACCAGUACCAGAACUCGUGCUACCUGUUCUGGAUCCUGGAGAAGCUGCUGCAGAGCUGUGAGGGACCCUGCAGGGUGGAGGUGUGUUCGGAGCUGACGGAGCUGCUGGAGCAGCGGAUCUUCCUCCUCUCAAAAGAGUUCCCCUUGUUUAGCAUCUGCUGGUGGAGGCUGAGAUGCCUCCUCACCUCCUCGGACCCCAGCGGGUCACAACCCACACCAGAACCUAGAAGGAUUCCAGUGGAACACGUCGCAUCGUCACAGAUUAUCAAAUGAAAGGAGCUCAACACAUCACACGGACACUGGACUGACGCUCGGGAAGUGACCCGUUAGCCCGGUGCUGCUAACGCUGCUAACGAUGCAGCAGCAACAUGGUUAACUGCUGGUUAGUUGGUGGUUAACUGGGGGUUAAUUGAUGACGUGAGUACAGAUCACAGGCCCUUUGAGGGGGCGGGUGGGGGGCGGCUUUACCCCGGCCUCUCGGAUGGACUCCAGAUGCUUGUUAGCGUUGAUCGUUCUCCCUCCUCUUCCCCUGCUGCUUAUUUGGUGUCUGUAAUACAGACGAGGCUGAAUAACACCCCCUCCCCCUUCACCACCACCUCACACUCGGUACGUCACAAAUUACCAGAGGCCCGUGGGACCCCGGGGGCGGCGAUAGCCAUCACCACUGCUGUUGCGUUCCGCUUCGUGCUCCCCGCCCGACUCUGUCUGCCAUCUCCUCAUCUUUCAUAUCCUGUUGGGAGGAUGGGGGACGUGGGGGGACGUGAGCUGGAGGCUGAUGUGCCUCGGUGGGACUGACGAGACAAAGCGGCGGGUUGCAUCAUUGAGUCACCGGGAACAUUUGGGUGAAGGAGGAGCAGUUUCACUGAAAAAUGAACUAUUAAA